Messenger RNA from Penicillium verhagenii, 360 nucleotides. RefSeq names its product alpha-ketoglutarate dehydrogenase subunit KGD4. Gene Ontology annotation, biological process: 2-oxoglutarate metabolic process. The coding region runs from base 1 to 360 and encodes 119 amino acids. The record is from RefSeq and is a predicted model, not a curated record. The transcript is spliced from 2 exons. NCBI's taxonomy places the organism in Eukaryota, Fungi, Ascomycota, Eurotiomycetes, Eurotiales, Aspergillaceae.
AUGCGUGCCACUUUCGCCCUCAGCAGCGCCUUCCGCACUCCCUUGAUCCGCUUCGUCGGCAAGCGUUCCGUCCCCAAGACCGUGGACCACACUCCUCGCGUGCACCCUGCUUCCCCCGAGCGUGCCCUGCCUGACUCCUUCGCUUCCUACCGCGCAAAGGCCCAGCAGCACGGUCCUCUUGGUCGCUCUCAGUUCAGCGGUGGCAUUGGCGGCAUGCCCGGUGCGGCCCUUGGCCCUGUCCAAGCUGAGGCUGGUACUUUCUUCGACCGUGCCGAGCUCCCCACUCGCUUCGGUCGCUUGCCUUGGACCGAGGCUGAGAUCGAGGCCAUUGAGACCGGUGGCGCGAGCAUGUACGCGUAA